Molecule: messenger RNA, 919 nt
Organism: Glycine soja
Lineage: Eukaryota; Viridiplantae; Streptophyta; Magnoliopsida; Fabales; Fabaceae
Product: vesicle transport protein GOT1
Exons: 7
Coding region: 141-521 (126 amino acids)
Biological process (GO): endoplasmic reticulum to Golgi vesicle-mediated transport; retrograde transport, endosome to Golgi
Source: RefSeq, a predicted model, not a curated record
AUAACAAGUAGAUGGCCCAGUGACUGUCUCAACCUUAGUUUUUAAAAAAGCAGAAGCAGAAGCAGCAUCAGCAUCGAGUAUCCUCUUCCUUCUCCUUCUUCCGCAUCAACUCGUCUUAUUAGAGUUUUUACUAAUCAAUUAUGGCUUACGAGAUAACCGAGAUAAAGAAGAUUGGUAUAGGCCUAAUUGGUUUCGGCUUAUUUUUCACAUUUCUUGGCAUAAUUCUUUUCUUUGACCGUGGUUUGCUUGCUCUGGGAAAUAUUUUUUCCUUGGCAGGGGUUGGCAUUUUGCUUGGUUGGCGUUCCACGUGGGCACUUUUCACUAAUAGAGCCAACUUUAAGGGUUCUGCAUCAUUUCUUCUAGGUCUCUUUUUCAUCUUUGUGAGGUGGCCAAUUGUUGGUAUAAUACUUGAAAUAUACGGUUGUGUUUUUCUCUUCAGUGGAUUUUGGUCAUCUAUCAAAGUGUUCCUCUACCAUAUCCCUGUUGUUGGAUGGAUUAUACAGUUUAUCUCUCCUCCUUGAUUGUCACAGAAGGGAUUUAACGGAUAGCCUCUUAGUAUAUGGCUAAUCAUGGGUUUCGAUUGUCUUGGUAAUUUUUCCAAUGACUUGUGUAUGAAUGCAAUGUCUUGGCUAGUUUUUCCAAGAGUUUGCAUCAGGCAAAUUAGCUUCCUUUAGUGAGAAGUAUCGCAGCAUGCAAUUUAUGUAAAAGAGUUGGUACUUGGUAGGCUAAUUUUGUUGUUUCAAGGCUCAUAUAUACAAGCUGGUUAUGCUGUUCAGGCUCGCUACUGAUGUCAGACUGAACAUAUGUUUACUUUUGGCUUUAUGCGCCUUGUCAUUGUCAAGACCUCGCCAAAGGAUGUUGAAAUUCUUUUUGUAUAUUUUUGGUUUAUGAAAGAUUCACGGGUUAUUAGUGUUAGUGU